AUGUGGAACGCUAGUUGCCAUAUGGUCGCAUUGAAUUACCAAACGGGUGACAAAGCAAUGCAGUUGAAUCAAGGGAAAUUCAUGGCCAACGGGAGAUGUGGAUAUGUGCUGAAACCGGAGUACAUGCUUGACGAAAGCUUUGAUCCGCUCCAUGGCGAAGCAGUAUCUACCUCGACUCCGAUUCGUUUAACUGUCCAAGUGAUUGCUGGACGUCAUCUUUCACGUCGUGACAAGCACAAAGGGAUAUGUUCGCCGUUUGUCGAGGUUGAACUAGUUGGACUUCCUUGCGAUGAGAGAUCCUACAAGACGAGAACCAUCGCAUCGAACGGUUUGAAUCCGAUUUGGAAUCAGACAUUCGUAUUCGAAGUACAUUGUCCCGAAAUGGCUUUGCUGAGGUUUCAAGUGGAAGAUGGCGACUUCGUUGGACCAAAAACUGAUCCCUUCAUUGGGCAAGCCGUCUUCCCGCUGGAUUGCAUACGUUGCGGUAAGCAUUCGGUUGUGUCUGGAACGGGCUUCCGUUCGGUUCCUCUUCUGAAUCAGUUCAGUGAGGAACUUGAAUUGUCAUCAUUGCUUGUAGACGUCCAGAUGAUCUCCAUAGAAGAGUCAAGCCCACUAAUUCAUUCUGCACAUUCCGUGCUCCAGGCUAGCCGAUUGGCUCCCGUGUUCCGCUCAAAGGAUCGCCAGCUAAGGUCUUUUGACUCUCUUCAAUCUCCCUCAUCGCAGUUGUCAUCGUCGAUCUCACGAGACAGUACUGCUCGUGUAGGAACGCUUCUUAGCAGCUCUGUAGAUUCCCAGUCACCGUCGGCUUGUAGUGUUGCUGCUCGGAAGUUCUCAGCAUUUCAAUCUCAAGACAGCAUCGAUAGCGCAGAGUCGUUAUCUCCUGCAUCUAAUGGAACGGCGACGCCCACAGAUAGGGAAAAGAAACGAGGAAAGUGGAGCUUCCCCGGCUUUCGUUUCAAGAGCAAAGAUUAA
Messenger RNA from Cooperia oncophora, 972 nucleotides. The record is from the annotation of a GenBank genome assembly. NCBI's taxonomy places the organism in Eukaryota, Metazoa, Nematoda, Chromadorea, Rhabditida, Trichostrongylidae.